UCUGUAUCCUAGUGCCUGAGUUAAUAAGCAAUUCAUCCCUCCUUGGUGAUGACAGUAGAAACCUGUAAUCAGGAUCCCAAAUAGUACAGUUGGGACUCAUUCUGAUCCAGUCUAGCUUAUGGAAUUGCUGAAGAUCUGAGAUCAAUGAAAAAACAUUUUUGCAUGCAAAAAAGGAUCAUUUUGGUUUAUUUGUUUUAAAUCAUCAAGUGUGGGGCUUGAUGACUCAUCUACAAGAUUUCUUCACUGACGUCUGAAGAACAAAGUGCUUUUCAACCUAUACUUCCGUAGCACUAUGACUAACUGUAAAGGUAGAUCUACUAUCUCCAAAACAAAUAGCAAAGUUCAUGACAGAGAAGGUUUUGUAAACUGGACCAUAAAUCUUAAUACAAUUCAGUCAGAUAAAUUUUUGAGACUGCUUUUGAGUAUGGUUCCUGUUGUUUACCAAAUAAACCAGGAUGAAAGACACAAAAAAGCCAACGGUGUCUGGCAAGAGGGAUUACAACCAGCAGGACACAAUUUUAAUGUUAGGUCUGAACAACACACAGAGUACCAUCACUUUUCAGAACCAAGUUUUCAUGGUAGUAAUGGACACAGCUCAUCUAGCUGUAGCCCUAAAUAUGAUGAUUUUACCAGUUAUAAUUACUGUGAUGGAAUGGAUGCCUCAGAAACAGAUGCCAUGUUGCAGGAAGACAACCUAUCUAGUGACAGCAACGAAGACAUCAUUGUGGAAGGAAGUAGAAAACAACCCAAAGAAUCUAGCAGUAUUAUGGCAUUACAGAUACUUGUACCGUUUUUGCUAGCAGGAUUUGGAACUGUUUCUGCUGGCAUGGUUUUGGAUAUUGUACAGCAUUGGGAUGUGUUCAAGAAUGUUACUGAAGUUUUUAUCUUGGUUCCUGCACUUCUUGGUCUCAAAGGAAAUUUGGAAAUGACCCUGGCAUCCCGGCUGUCAACUGCUGUAAAUAUUGGAAAAAUGGAUUCUCCCAUUGAGAAAUGGAACCUAAUAAUUGGCAACUUAGCCUUGAAACAGGUUCAGGCAACAGUAGUUGGUUUUCUGGCAGCAGUGGCAGCAGUUAUAUUGGGCUGGAUUCCAGAAGGCAAAUACCGUUUUGAUCAUUCGAUCCUCCUGUGUUCUAGCAGUGUAGCAACUGCCUUCAUAGCUUCUCUUUUACAAGGAAUAAUAAUGGUUGGAGUUAUUGUUGGAUCAAAGAAGACUGGUAUUAAUCCUGACAAUGUUGCCACUCCUAUAGCAGCAAGUUUUGGAGAUCUCAUCACUCUUGCUAUACUAGCAUGGAUAAGUCAGGGUCUUUAUACUUGCCUUGAGACAUAUUACUAUGUAUCUCCUUUGGUUGGUGCCUUUUUUUUGGCUCUGACUCCGAUGGGGAUUGUCAUAGCUGCCAAACACCCAGCUACCAGAACUGUUCUCCAUUCAGGAUGGGAGCCUGUUAUAACUGCCAUGGUUAUAAGCAGUAUUGGUGGCCUUAUUCUGGACACAACUGUAUCUGAUCCUAACUUAGUUGGAAUUGUUGUUUAUACCCCAGUAAUUAAUGGUAUUGGUGGUAAUUUAGUAGCUAUUCAAGCUAGCAGAAUUUCUACCUACCUCCAUUUACAUAGCAUUCCUGGAGAGCUGCCAGAAGAAGCCAAGGGUUGCUAUUACCCGUGCAGAACCUAUUAUGGUUCAGGAGUAAAUAACAAAUCAGCCCAAGUUCUGCUUCUUUUGGUGAUUCCUGGACACCUGAUUUUCUUGUACACUAUCCACUUAAUGAAGAGCGGCCACACUUCCUUAACUCCUAUCUUUAUAGCAGUGUAUUUGUUUGCAGCUCUGCUACAGGUGUUUACUCUGUUAUGGAUUGCUGACUGGAUGGUGCACCACUUCUGGAAAAAAGGAAAAGAUCCUGACAGUUUUUCUAUCCCUUAUCUUACUGCACUGGGAGAUCUGCUUGGAACUGCCUUAUUAGCUAUAGGUUUUCAUUUUCUGUGGCUCAUAGGUGACAGAGAUGGUGACGUUGGAGACUAAUUAUUCCGAUGGAUGGAAUGACUUUGCCUGGAAAAUUGACAAGACCAGUUAUUCCACUUGAAGGUCCUCAAAGUGCUUGUUCCAUUUGGUAUGAGUAAUUCAAGUUGACACAGAUCUAAAACAGCCUUAAUGAUUUUAGCUUGGUUUGUUUUUCAAAAAACAUGGUGGAACUAGGAGGAUACAUGAGACUUUUACUCUGAAACCAAGGUGGAUUGCUGCUAGUUGAAAACAUCUGAGUAGACUCAAUGAAGAUUAAUCCUUUACCAAGUUUUAAAUUUUUAAAAGAUCUAAUCUUUUAAAAGAACAGUUUCUUACCUGCAUUGCAAACCAGAACAGUUUCUAAUUGCUCAUUCAGCAAUGAUGAAGAAGAGGGUAAGACCCAAUCAGUGGCUUGCCUUGUCUUUCCCUCCCAGGAACAAAGCAGUUAUAUAUUUUCAUCAUGCCACAGAAGUGGUUAGUAGACGUCAGAUGAAUUCAGUUUCAUAGACAUUACCUAAUUAGUUGAUGAUAUGGUCUUAUCUUGCAAUUUCAGUGCUGUAGCUCUCUGACCACUGCAGACUUCAUAUUAAUAAUAACUGUUACGGUGAUUUGAA
Calidris pugnax (ruff) is the source of this 2607-nucleotide messenger RNA. It is a transcript of the gene SLC41A2, whose product is annotated as solute carrier family 41 (magnesium transporter), member 2. The record is from RefSeq and is a predicted model, not a curated record. Gene Ontology annotation, cellular component: plasma membrane. Bases 293 to 2014 code for a protein of 573 amino acids. Gene Ontology annotation, molecular function: monoatomic cation transmembrane transporter activity. NCBI's taxonomy places the organism in Eukaryota, Metazoa, Chordata, Aves, Charadriiformes, Scolopacidae. Gene Ontology annotation, biological process: monoatomic cation transport. The transcript is spliced from 11 exons.